This is a messenger RNA of Benincasa hispida (wax gourd), 1994 nucleotides long. RefSeq names its product N-acetylglucosamine-1-phosphate uridylyltransferase 2 (gene GLCNAC1PUT2). Gene Ontology annotation, biological process: UDP-N-acetylglucosamine biosynthetic process. The record is from RefSeq and is a predicted model, not a curated record. NCBI's taxonomy places the organism in Eukaryota, Viridiplantae, Streptophyta, Magnoliopsida, Cucurbitales, Cucurbitaceae. Gene Ontology annotation, molecular function: UDP-N-acetylglucosamine diphosphorylase activity.
UGAAGUUGAAAGUGGAAAGCUGAGCGACCAGACCCAAUUAGGAAGAGAAAUGGAAGAAUGAGGUCAUUUUGGUCAUUUAACCUUCUAGCAGGUGGUUAUUGCUUAUGCUUAUACACCGAGUGAUUCCCCUGUCUUCGUCGUUACUGUUCUAUUUCUCCUUCCCUUCUAUAAGCUAAAAAGCUCAAAACCGAACGCACACCGACACUCCAAAUCUCAAUUAUCAUUCAACAUUUGAUUUCCCACACAGAACAGAUCUCUCACUUUUUCUGUUUCAUGGCGGAGCCAAUGGCAGUGGUUGGUUUCGACGCCAAUGCGCCGUUGACGCCACAGCAGCAACCGCCACAGCAGCUGCUUCUUCAACAACCACCUCAGGCCUUGCUUGAGCGACUCAAGGAUUACGGCCAGGAGGAUGUUUUUGCUCUUUGGGACGAGCUCUCCCACGAAGAGCGGGACCUUCUUGUCAAGGAUAUUGAGAGUUUGGAUCUUUCCAGAGUAGAUCGAAUUAUUCGAUGUUCGCUUCGUUCUCAAGGGCUACCUGCGGCUGCAAUUGAGCCCGUACCAGAGAGUUGCGUGUCGACGCUGGAGGAGCGAACCCUUGACGAAAGAGAGAGAUGGUGGAAGACGGGGUUGAAGGCCAUCUCAGAUGGAAAGUUGGCUGUUUUGCUUUUAUCUGGUGGUCAGGGAACUCGGCUGGGCAGUUCUGAUCCUAAGGGAUGUUUCAAUAUUGGACUUCCAUCGGGGAAAUCACUUUUUCAACUUCAAGCUGAGAGAAUUUUGCGUGUUCAAAGAUUAGCUGCUCAAGCCACUACCGAUAAUUCUACCAGUUCUGCUUCAAUUCAUUGGUAUGUGAUGACCAGUCCAUUUACCGAUGAGGCCACUCGCAAUUUUUUUGAAAGUCAGAAAUAUUUCGGUUUGGAGGCUAAUCAAGUCACCUUCUUUCAGCAGGGCACCAUUCCUUGUAUAUCCAAGGAUGGUAGAUUUGUGAUGGAAACACCAUACAGGGUAUCUAAGGCUCCAGAUGGGAAUGGAGGGGUAUAUGCAGCUUUAAGAUCCUCACAGUUAUUAGAAGAUAUGUCAGCAAGAGGGAUUAAAUAUAUAGACUGCUAUGGAGUAGACAAUGCAUUAGUUCGCGUGGCUGAUCCAACAUUCUUGGGUUAUUUCAUUGAUAAAGGUGUAUCUGCAGCAGCCAAAGUUGUUCGUAAGGCAUAUCCCCAAGAGAAGGUUGGCGUAUUUGUCCGACGAGGUAAAGGGGGACCACUCACUGUGGUUGAGUACAGUGAAUUGGAUCCGUCACUGGCUUCUGCCAUCAAUCAAGUAACAGGACGCCUUCGUUUCUGUUGGAGUAAUGUGUGCUUACACAUGUUUACAUUGGAUUUUCUAAACCAAGUGGCAAAUGGUCUUGAAAAGGACAGCAUCUACCAUCUGGCGGAGAAAAAAAUUCCUUCCAUUCACGGGCAGACGAUGGGACUAAAAAUGGAGCAGUUCAUAUUCGAUGCAUUUCCCUAUGCUCCUUCUACUGCACUAUUUGAGAUCUUACGAGAAGAAGAGUUUGCACCCGUGAAAAAUGCCAACGGGUCAAAUUUUGACACUCCAGAUAGUGCUAGGCUUCUUGUUCUCCGACUCCAUGCUCGCUGGGUGGUUGCAGCUGGUGGAUUCCUAACACAUUCAGUUCCCUUAUAUGCAACUGGCGUGGAAGUAUCACCACUUUGCUCGUAUGCCGGAGAAAAUCUAGAAGCGAUAUGCCGUGGAAGGACAUUCCAUGCACCUUGUGAAAUUUCUUUCUAGUUCGAGUCAACCUUUCCAAAUUUUAUUUGUGAGUCAUCGGCUUUAUUAUUUUAGAGUUAGCAUUGAAAAUGAGGUUCAUUUUUCGUAUAUUUGUGAGAUAUAGUGUGCAUUAUUUAAUGCUUUUGUGACAUCCAAUAAGUACUUCUUCGGCUAUGUUAAUAUUAUAUUUCCUAAAGACCAUCUAAAAUUUGUGUGGGUUUUAGCUACCA